Solanum dulcamara is the source of this 1236-nucleotide messenger RNA. Its product is annotated as cinnamoyl-CoA reductase 1. Gene Ontology annotation, molecular function: oxidoreductase activity, acting on the CH-OH group of donors, NAD or NADP as acceptor. The transcript is spliced from 6 exons. Lineage: Eukaryota; Viridiplantae; Streptophyta; Magnoliopsida; Solanales; Solanaceae. The record is from RefSeq and is a predicted model, not a curated record. The coding region runs from base 151 to 1125 and encodes 324 amino acids.
AUAUUUGUCUUUUUUUUUUCAUUGGAUAAAGAAUCACAGGCAAAGCUUAUUUUUCCCAUUUUCCUCUUUCAUCUAUCUUCAUUCAGUGUUGUUAACUGAUAAAUUCUAAGUUGUGGCAUUUACCGGCGAAGCAUUUUUCAACCGAUAAAAAUGGCAAACAGAGAAGGUGAAGUAGUGUGUGUUACUGGAGGCAGUGGCUUUAUUGGUUCAUGGCUUGUCAGUUUUCUCCUUGACCGUGGCUACACUGUUCACGCCACUGUUAAAGAUCUCAAUGAUGAGAAAGAGACGAAGCAUUUACUUGCUUUAGAAGGAGCUGAAUCUCGUCUUCGUCUUUAUCAAAUUGAUUUGCUUAACUACGAUUCAAUUGUUCCUGCAAUUACUGGUGCUGUAGGUGUUUUUCACCUUGCUUCUCCUUGCAUUGUUGAUGAAGUUAAAGAUCCUGAGAAUGAUCUUCUGUCGCCAGCAAUCAAAGGCACUAGUAAUGUACUUACAGCAUCAAAGGAGCUCGGUGUUAAGCGUGUGGUGGUGACUUCAUCUGUAUCGGCCGUCACCCCAAGUCCUAAUUGGCCUGCUGAUCGUAUCAAGAAUGAGGACUGCUGGACUGAUAUUGAUUACUGCAAACAGAAUGGGGUAUGGUAUCCUUUGUCAAAAACACUUGCUGAAAAAGAGGCUUGGAAAUUUGCCAAGGAAAAAGAUUUGGAUAUUGUUGUGGUGAAUCCAGGAACUGUAAUGGGCCCUAUUGUCCCACCAACCCUUAAUGCCAGCAUGCUAAUGAUUCUUCGUCUUCUACAAGGCUGCACCAAUACAUAUCAAGAUUUCUUUAUGGGAUUAGUCCAUGUCAAGGAUGUGGCAUUAGCUCAUAUUCUUGUUUAUGAAAACAAAUCAGCAAAAGGAAGGCAUUUGUGUGUUGAAGCCAUAACUCACUAUGGUGAUUUCACGGCUAAGGUUGCAGAGCUUUACCCUGAGUAUAACAUUCCUAGGUUGCCAAAAGAUACUCAACCUGGACUAUUAAGGGCCAAGGAUGGAGCUAAGAAGUUGAUGGAUUUGGGACUGCAAUUUAUUGAAAUGGAGCAGAUAAUUAGGGAUUCUGUUGAGAGUUUGAAGAUGAAGGGAUUUAUUUCUUAAGCUCCAUAAUUGUGUAAAUGAGUAAUGUUAUCAUUCCUUUCAGCACCUUAUCAUGAAACAGACACUUCAGGUUCAACUUCUUAAUAACUUUCUAAUAGGAUUGUUUCUCUC